GAAACACCACAAACAGACCACUGUUCGUCCUGCACCGGCGGGGACACAACACAGAGCCACUGACUCGGGACAUGACUGAUAGCAACUAGCUGAGUACCGGCUUCCAAGAAAUUUUUUGCUGGGAAAAGGGAAAAACUGGAUAUAGAGGGCAAAAUCCCAUCCAAUCUUUUUUUUCUUUUUUCUUUUCUUUUUUUAAAAAGAGGUCGCGAUCUAAAACAGCCGUGUUUGCUUUUACAGCUACCGUUACUUGAUGAUACCACUGAAGGAGUCGGUCAAGUGCGGUGAACUUCGGGCUUAUUAUUUGGCUGUUGUUUAGUGGUUUUGCAACUUCUCAGGGUACAUUUAACUGCACUUCAUUGGGCAUUAUUAUCACGAGAGGGUGUUGUUAAGUUGAACAUGUUGGCAGUAAAUGAUUUACUAAAGCAUUUCUGCGGCAGACCCGCUUUGCUGAUAGCAGGCAUUGCUGGAGACGCUGGGGCUCUUUUGUAAAGUGCACUUUCAAGGUUACUUAUUAGGCAGCCACUUUGAUGUUGAUUAAAUGAGACGUGCGCUCUCGUGGGUAACCCCGGCUGUAAUAGGGCACAGUACGCAGAUCAAGGUGAGGCGGUCUGUCAACGGUGCAAACUAAAGGUAAAAACUUCUAGGAGAAAGCUAUAUGGACAUUCAUUGGCUCUCAUAUGAGUGAACUUACUUACCGACAUUGAUGCGGGGUCAGUUUGUAAUGCGGCUCUGACUGUAAAUCUGGAAUGGAGCUUUUUUCCAGGAUGCAAGUGCUCUGUUGAAGACUGCUGUUGCAUUCUUGCUAGGGGGUAAUUCACUACAGUUUUUAUUACGACUUUUACUGCACAAACUAGAAAUAUUACGACUAAAAACUAGUCAAAUACAAAGUAUUACACCGUAGAGAGUGAACCACGACGAACACCGACUGAUUCCCCUCGCGCCCAGACCAUGGCAUCCCCCUCGCGGAACAGCUGCUUUUGGUUGCUCUGGAGACGGACCUUCCUCGCGCUGUCCAUGUGUGCGCUGGGGGCGCGUGGAGCGGAGGAUGCCAGCACCUUCAACGCAGAGUCGUGGCUGAGGAUGUACGGUUACCUCCCCCAGGCCAGCAGGCAGAUGUCAACCAUGCGAUCGGCUCAGAUCCUGUCCAAUGCCGUCAGCGACAUGCAGCGCUUCUACGGCCUGGAGGUCACUGGACAGAUGGACCCUCAAACCAUCAGUGCCAUGAGGAGACCCCGCUGCGGUGUGCCUGACAAGUUUGGAGGCCAGAUCAAAACCAACGUGCGGCGGAAACGCUACGCCCUCACCGGACAUAAAUGGAACAAGAGCCACCUCACUUACAGUAUCCAGAACUACACUCCCAAGAUUGGAGAGUAUAACUCAUACGAAGCCAUCCGGCGGGCGUUUAAAGUCUGGGAGGGAGUGACCCCGUUGACCUUUGAUGAAAUCCCAUACCAGGAGAUCAAAUAUGGACGCCGCAAGGAGCCCGACAUCAUGAUCUUCUUUGCUUCGGGGUUCCAUGGAGACAGCUCUCCUUUUGAUGGGGAGGGAGGCUUCCUCGCUCAUGCCUACUUCCCUGGACCUGGAAUGGGUGGGGACACGCACUUUGACUCCGAUGAACCAUGGACCAUAGGAAACCAGAACGUACAGGGUAAUGACCUCUUCCUGGUGGCAGUCCACGAGCUGGGCCAUGCCCUGGGCUUAGAGCACUCCAACAACCCACUGGCCAUCAUGGCUCCCUUUUACCAAUGGAUGGAGACUGAGAACUUCCAGUUGCCUGAGGAUGACAAGCGAGGCAUCCAACAGAUCUAUGGUCAACCAGACAGUGGUCCCACCCAGGCCUUGCCCACUGUGACACCCCGACGCCCGGAGCCCAGGCCACCUCAGACACCUCCUCGGCAUCCUGAUCGCCCCAGGACCACCGAAAGACCAGAUCACUACGGACCCAAUAUCUGUGAAGGGAACUUUGACACGGUCGCCAUGCUCCGAGGAGAGAUGUUUGUUUUCAAGGGCCGUUGGUUUUGGCGGGUGCGUAAGAACAGGGUGCUGGAUAACUACCCCAUGCCCAUCAGUCACUUCUGGAGGGGUCUGCCUGGAGACAUAGAUGCUGCUUAUGAGAGACACGACGGCAGGUUCGUCUUCUUUAAAGGAAACAGAUUCUGGCUUUUCAGGGAGGCUAACCUGGAGCAGGGCUAUCCAUUGGAGCUGGUUGAUUACGGUCGAGAUAUUCCCUACGACAGAAUAGACACAGCCAUCUGGUGGGAGCCAUCCGGCUACACUUACAUCUUUCAAGGAGACUGGUACUGGCGCUUCAACGAGCAGUCGCGCUUGGCUGACAGAGGCUACCCCAAACCAAUCAGCAUCUGGGGAUCGUCAGUGCCUUCGACUCCCAAGGGGGCCUUCCUCAGCGAUGAUGGGGCUUACACCUUCUUCUACAAGGGCUCCAAGUACUGGAAGUUUGACAACCACCGCAUGAAGAGUGAACCCGGCUACCCUAAGUCCAUUCUGAGGGACUUCAUGGGCUGCAGCGUGGACCUGGACCCAGACAGAGACACGGACACAGACUCGGGACGCAAAUUCCCUGACGUGAACCGCCCACCGUUCAACCCGGACGUGGGCCGUGACGGCGACAAGGGCAAAGACCGGGAUGGAACGGAUCGCGGCGGGACGGACAAAGACGCGGGCAAAGGGACGGACAACGACAAAGACAAAGACGAAGACUACCGCGAGGGCCGCGAGGAAGACACUAACGAGGUGGAUGUGGUGCUGAAGGUGGACGACAGCGAGGAACGGACCAUGAACAUCCUGAUGGUGACCAUCCCACUGGUCCUGGUGCUGUGCAUCCUGGGAUUGAUCUACGCCAUCAUCAACACGCUGCAGAGCAAAGGGGCGCCGCGGCUGCUGGUGCACUGCAAGCGCUCGCUGCAGGACUGGGUCUGACCUUUGACAUUAGGGGACACUGAACUUUGAACUUAAAUUGGACCUUAGACCCCGCCCUCCUCUAAUCCAGCCCUCUUCCCAGUGAUCCAUCCGUCUCAAGUCUCUGUGCUCAGUGGCUCUUGCAAGUCGUAGUACAUGUGGUAGUAGAUCCAAUACUGUACUGAUACAUACACACACACACACUAGCAGCAAGCAUAAAUUAUGUCUUACAUAUACACCCCCACCCCCCAACACACACCACCCUAACCUCCUCCUGUCUCCCAUGGUGCUCUACAAUGCGUUGACUGUAGUCUAUUUAUAUGAGAGAAGUUUGCACAUUGUUUUUUUCCUUCUUGUUUUUGUUUCGGUUCAUUUUGAGUGACUUUUUGAUGUUUGUUUUUUUCUAAACCAGGAAGGCCCCUUCAUUCUCUCUCCCGCCUCUGCACCGCCCUCCUCCUUCCCCUAAUGUCAGUCAGGGCUUUUUUCCCUCGCUGAUAACUUGACAUCUGCUUAUGCUAUCACAGUUGCCGUUAAAAAAAAGAAAUGCAUAGGGUUACAAAAGAUUUGUAGACGGACCACUAUGCUUCAAGUAGGGUUCAGUAGUGUUCCCUCCUCCUCGCGUCGUCUUGCUCCAUCUCUUCUCCUUUCUCUACAGUGCAAUAUGUCAUGGGGUGUGAGGUGAGUUAGAGAGAAACAGGGUUUGGUCCAAACAGACAUUUCACUGUAGUUUACAUUAAGAGGUAUUUUGUGGGCCUUCAGCCCAGAUAUCAUCCUCCCUUUGACUGCUCCUCGUUGUGAUUAGGCUGCGGUUAUAACUCUGAAGGAGUUCAGUUUGUUAGUUAUACAGGCACUGUGUUGGUUUUAAAGGAUAAUUCCACUUUAUUACAACUUAGAUCUUAUUUUUAAUGGUCAUUUUAAUAGUAGUAAUAAUAUUGUACUCAUCAAAUUAAUUGCUGAGGUCUGGUAAUGUGGUGAUGUUGCUAAAAAUAUGUGAAUCAUACAGGCUUAAAACAAAGCACCAGGUUGGCCAAACGUCUUUGGAAAAAAUGAAAACAGACAGUAGGCACACUGUCUGUUGUAAACCAGUUUACAGACCAGCUUGCUGGUUCUACUUUGGCCCACCGUAUACUACUUGUGAGUGAUUACUUACAUUCUGGGUGUGCUCACGUUUGGUUUACCCCUAGAUAAGAUAAUCUGUCUAACAUGGCCGUCUGUUUAAAGGAAUGGUUUGACAUUUUGAUAAAUACACUUUUGUGGACAGUUAAGAUGACAAGAUCUCAUGUGUAUAUGCUAAAUAUGAAGCUACAGCCAGCAGGCAACUAGUAUUUUAUUAUUUAUUUUUAUUUUAGCAUAAAGACUGGAAGAAGGGGCCCUAUCAGCACCUCUAAACUUUAUUGACAUGUUACACCUUCUUUGUGUAAGCUGUGUAAAAUUAGUACAAAUUCAGGUGGAAAUGGGCUUUGGACAGGGUAGCUCUUCCCCCUACUUCAAGCCUUGAAGCUAACAGGCCGCUGUGUCUAGCUUCAUAUUGUACAGACAUGAGAGCAGUAUCUUCACAAAAUGUUGAAUUAUUCCUUUAAAACGUGGUGGGGUGUCUAACUGAACGUGUUUUUUGCCAUGUCUGGCUUUGUUGUCACCAUUUUGCCAUCUUCCCCGAUAUUAACAAUCAGUUUUAAUGAGUACAGUGUUAUCCAACAGAUAGGUAUGAAAAUAAGACACAAGUUGUAAUAAAUAGUAAUUCAUCCUUUUAAUUUCACAUUAAAUUCAGACUACUACUGCCCUGUUUUCCUUCUGUAUCUUGUGCUCACAGAGUUGGGCCUACCUUCUUUCUUUUCCUUAUUUGGAAACCAUUUAAAGAGCUCUUUGGCUGAAAGGCUAAACAGACUUUAAAGGGGACCUCUUCCCUUAACUUUCAUUUAUGUGGCUAAUUCUCAGAGAGCCUCCCUUCUGUCAACAAUAAGACCUUUUCUUUGUGCUACAGAGGAGACAGACUAAUGGUUAAUUUAAAAAGUCAGCUCACUGUGAAAUAACACCAGAGAGGGAGCAUUUAAUGCAUCUGUGUGUGUGUGUGUGUGUGUGUGUGUGUGUGUGUGUGUGUGUGUGCGUGUGUGUGACAUAAAACAAGGUAGAAACAAAGCAAAGGCACGGCCUUUAACUUCAGAACAGGAUGUAACACCACAAAUGCAACACAGCACUGGCACGGUGUAGCUAAUGUACCAUGCAGCUUAUAAUGGACUUUUUACUGCAAGGGUUUUGUGGAAGGACGCUUUUAGAAACUUCAUUGAUGACCCGGGGUCUAUCAGUCAAAUCUGUAAAUAUAGUGUAGCUGUAAGCACCAGGGUGGGCUCGGGCCGUGCGGGCUCAUGUGAACACAGACUAAUCCUCUUCAUUAAAAAACAGCAGGUGUGUGCAAAUGCUGUUAGCCCCUGCGACCCCUAAAUUAAACCCUGAACUCUCAGAAGCAAAAACACUCUCCACUCCCUUUUCAUCUUGUAAGAACAAAGGUUGGUUGAAGGGGCUGUGGGCACAGAAAAAUGACCGUCUUAACUACUUAUUAUAACAAUAUUAAAGAACCAUACAAGGGGUUUUGUACAUUUUACCUAUUUAAGUAAAAAUCAGAGGCAACCAUUUUUAAAUUAUGCAUACAAACGUAAUAAAGUUACGUUUGUAUGUAUUUUCCCUACUGUUCCUGACUGCCAUUGGUAUCCAUUUCAUUUUAUAGAGAGAAUGAAAAUAAUCUGGCAGACAAUUGGAAUGCAAAUGAAUGCAACUUUGGCCAAACUUAAAGGUGAUGUAAGUGAAAUAAGCAUUUUGGCUAACUUCCCUACUUCUUGCAGUUAAACAGUUCCCUUCCUCCUCCCCACUUUACCACACUGAAAUUCUGCUGCCUGUCUUUUAGGACCGCCUCUUUGUAGAGCUCUGUCUCCUGAUUGGAUAAAGCGGGAACGGGAUACUAGAAGAUGUAUUCUCUGUUUACUGCAGUAUGGAAGGACUGGGAGGCAAAUGUUACUGACUGAACACUAUAUUAGUGAUGGCUGCUGGAAUGUAGAGCUAUUUAACAAAGAAAAUAUCGCUCACAGUACAACAUGAUUACGCAACUCAAGCAAGUUUGUUUAAAUCUGCUUACAGAUUUUUGUAUUGUUUAUAAAUUAAUGUAAAUUAAUGGAAACAAAUAGCUGCCAUGGAAACAUAAAUUGACAAAAACAAAAAAAAAUAGUGUGAUUUGCAAAACGUUGUACUACGUUAUAGUAUAGGGGGCUAAAAUGUGCAAAACCGGUGGUAUCCUUUAAAAUCAUAUUUCUUUCUUAAAAGAAGAGAAACACUAUUCAUCUAAGUCAUAGAUCAUUUCAAGGUGACAUUACCUUUAAGCCUGUAAAAUUAGAAGCCGUGUUUCAAGAUGUUCAACAAGUGUAGCAGUAAUGGAAAAUAAUAAAAAUACAAGAGUCUACAAACCAGGGCUAAAAUGGGAGCGAGUGUAGGAGUGGACAACUUUCAAGUGCGACUUCAAAUAUGAAUAGGAGGAAGGCCUAUCUGAGGUCGCAUUUAAGAAGUAAGCUGCCAAUCUGACCAGAGGGGGCUCAGUUCACCUGGCUCGGGUUACACAGAUGUGGACGGGGAGGGUGAAGAGAGACUGAAUUUCCUGCAGCUGAGACAAGGAAAGGGGGGAAGGGGGAGGGAGGCUGACCUCGUCUCCCUGAGCUUGCAAAGUUUAGAUCUCAGGAAUAAGGAGGGGUGGGAAGACUGAGGGGGGGGGACUGUGAUGGCUCUGUUCCACUGGCAGCAGCUCAUGUGACCUAUAUUCUCCUGCUAGCUCAACAACAUUGUUAGCCAAAGAGGAAACCUUAGCUUACAGUAAGUGACAGUCCCUUUUUAGGACUGUAAGUGCUUUGCUGGUAGUUGUGUAUGUACCAGAGGUGGGACCAAGUCAAGUCUUUGCCCUCAAGUCCUAAGUCAAGACUGACGGGUCCCAAGUCAAGUCCAAAGUCCUAAACUUUGAGUUUCGAGUUCUAAACAAGUCAUAACGCGCUCUUCACCAAAUGGAAUGCCAUUUUACAACAGAAUGAACAAAACAAAAUCAUCUUUGGUAUCAUCUUUUUCCGAUUGUCUCUCAGUAACGUCUUCAUCGUUCCCUCUUGAUUGGAUGCUGUUGGAUUGGUUCAAACAAAGUGGAUCUGGGGAGUUACGUGUCGACUCGCUUCCUUACCUUGACGAAAUGAACAGAAAUUCACUGAUUCCUGACACACUUUAAAUAACAUACAAGUGCAGGUGAAGUCACAAGUCACUGUUGUCCAAGUCUUUUUUGAUUUGAAGUUGAGUCUAAAGUGUUCAAACUCAUUACUUGAGUCUGACUCGAGUCUACACCUCUGGUAUUUACCUCAUGACUUGUUUUAAAGCCCUGCAUAUUAAUUCUAGUUGUGCCUCACAAGUGGUAGCAGUAUUGGUACAUCCGUCUCUUGUGGCAGUCAGACGGUAUGUUGACAGACAGCGCAGAUACACAACCCUACUGCUGUUAGGCCUCCAGCGCGAGAGGUGAAGACAGGUUGAGGUGAGACACCUACCCAGACAGAGUCAACAGGACACCUGUACUGAAAGGAAGAAAAGGAAGAGCAUUAUCAGCCGUCACCAGAAGUCUGGAGAUUGAUCUGUGGCCAGUCGAUAGAGGUUGCCGGGAAACGGUGUCCUGUGUCCAUCGCUCACCUCCUCAUCAUCAGGGUUGGCGGUGGGGGAGGUGGGGGGAGGUUGGCGGACACAGCUAAUCAGCGUUAAAAGCAACCCCAACCCCCUCUCCUCUCCUGUCCUGCUCUUCCAUCGCUUCCUACCGGCACAUCAACGGGUACUUAGACAGCGUAGCGUCUGGACAUGCUCAGAAAAUGCAGACUCAUUGCUCUAGACACAACGUUGUGCACAGAGUUCUUCCUUAUCAACACUUCUCUUCUCCUCUGCAACCCCCACACAGAGAGCCCGGAGGGAGUUAACCACUUCAAAGCUCAAAUAACCACUUCAAAGUAAAAAAAAGUGGAGCGUACCUGAGUUUGCUUUACUUGAAAUCACAGUUUGGGUGAUUCAGCAGUUUGGGAGAUUCUCUGUGAGGUGACACUGAAGGGAGAUUGAAUUUAGUGCAGUUCAUUGUCUCUGGGCACAAAGCAGAGGAGAAGGAGUGAAAGGUUAGAAAAGAAAUCUGUCGACGCUGAUUGAUGCAUGUGUGUGUGUGUGUGUGUGUGUGUGUGUGUGUGUGUGUGUGUGUGUCGAGGUGUUCAGUUAAUCAGCUCCACUCUCCAUAAGCAAGGCCUGUUUUCUGACUGUAAAUCUCCCACAUUCCCUCCAUGCCCUCCCCUCCGCAUACUCAGCCCAGCCCUCGAAGCCCGAGGGGAUCAUAAUAACAACAAUGGCCUUCUCUCUCUCUCUCACACACUCUCUUUCUCCUCCCCCCCCUCUAUUUUCUCUCUCCCUAAUACGCACACACACAAACACAUUAUUGUCUUCCCUAACCUCACCUUCCUCCUCCCCCUCUUAGGAAACUAGUCCAGGCCAAGGUCCACAGCAGAGCCUGUUUUUAGAUCCACCUCCUUGUUCAGCAACAUUUAACACUGUUGGAAGGAUUCACAAAAAAAACACUUCACCUGUCAGGCUUUGAGUUGGGUGAAUGCAGACUUGGCAGCAGGAUGUCACAUUCAGAUUUAAAGAUGCAAAGGCAGAGGUUCUUUUAUGUUAAUGCCUUGUUCGUUCUGAAGUGCAGGGCCUUGAUGCAAAGUUUCGGUAAGGUUAGGACAUCGCUGAGCUUGUCUGAGCUUUCAUCUCUCUCAGGAUGUGUUUCUGUAAACACUGCAUGUUAAGCGUUCCUUGCUCAGCCCUGCUGUUUUGGCUCUGAGCGUGGGCUUUGUACCGUUCUUUUUUGUCUUUUAUUUUAAUGAACAUCUCCACAAUCAUUCAUGAGGCAGGUAUUUUUCUAGCUGUGUGUGUGUGUCCUCCACUCUGUGCACUUUUUGUGUUCCAGCUUUCUCCCUGUGCAUCCCUGCACUUCUUAAAAAGCCAGAAGCUUCAAGAAGUCAUUGCAUCAGCCGCGUGCAAAGUCCGAACUCUACCGGGAAGAACCGGAUCAAUAAAUAACGGGCUGAAACGAUCAAAGAAAAGGAAAAGAAAGGAUCUGUCCGACGUGACGUACAGUGAGACUGUUCUGUGACAGUUUGACGUGGGUCAACUUUGUGGCUCGAUUGCAGAUGAUUGCGGGUUGUCCAGUUUUCUCUUUUUCCCCCAGAGUGCAUCUCACCUUGCUCACUGAGCCCAUCCACUCUGAAACACACUUCAAAUCACCACUUGACUAACUCAACUACUCAGCGCGAGGAUGAAGCAGAAAAGAUGGCUGACAGCAAAUGACUUUCAGCAUUUGUGUCGCAGCCUCGGCAGAGUGCGGCGGAUCGGCUCUCACUGUGCUUCAGACGGGCAUCGAAACUGUUGAGCAGCCCGCUUAAGAAAACUGUUUUCAUCCGCUAACUGCAGCUACAGUAGAGGGUAGAUUUUGUUGGAUUCAGUCAAUCCUAUACUGACCAUCAAUAGUGGAACUUGGCAUCUCACACUUGAACUUCUCUCUUCGUUACUACCUGAGUAAUGGUUCAUAAUUUGUCUUAUUUUGUGCAUUUUUUUCUCUCUCCAAACUUGAUAUGACAUUUUUUGUUAAUAACAUUCCAAUUAGUUUUGUUUGAUUGGUUGUUAGUGUUUUGUUUUUGUUUUUCUGUAGAAAAUGUAAGAUUUUAUACAUUUGUGUUGUUGUGUGUUCACCUCUAGUUGAGUGUGUUAACAAGCCAUGCUGGACAUGUACACAUUAAAAAUUGCUCUGAAAAUA
This is a messenger RNA of Dicentrarchus labrax (European seabass), 9757 nucleotides long. RefSeq names its product matrix metallopeptidase 15b (gene mmp15b). The transcript has 10 exons. NCBI's taxonomy places the organism in Eukaryota, Metazoa, Chordata, Actinopteri, Moronidae. The record is from RefSeq and is a predicted model, not a curated record. Gene Ontology annotation, biological process: collagen catabolic process; proteolysis; extracellular matrix organization. The coding region runs from base 949 to 2937 and encodes 662 amino acids. Gene Ontology annotation, molecular function: metalloendopeptidase activity; zinc ion binding. Gene Ontology annotation, cellular component: extracellular matrix.